This is a messenger RNA of Solenopsis invicta (red fire ant), 2303 nucleotides long. It is a transcript of the gene l(3)72Dn, whose product is annotated as U3 small nucleolar RNA-associated protein 4 homolog. NCBI's taxonomy places the organism in Eukaryota, Metazoa, Arthropoda, Insecta, Hymenoptera, Formicidae. Gene Ontology annotation, molecular function: RNA binding; protein binding. The record is from RefSeq and is a predicted model, not a curated record. Gene Ontology annotation, cellular component: 90S preribosome; small-subunit processome; t-UTP complex. The transcript is spliced from 5 exons. Gene Ontology annotation, biological process: maturation of SSU-rRNA from tricistronic rRNA transcript (SSU-rRNA, 5.8S rRNA, LSU-rRNA). Bases 25 to 2223 code for a protein of 732 amino acids.
GUGAAGUACGACGUCGAAUGUCGAAUGACGCGAAGUAGGCCGACAUACGCGGUCGUCUGGGGAGUGUCGUGUCGAGCGCUUGCGUGUUGCGCGCGUCUUCGCCCACGUUUCCCGCACGAAAAGUUCCUGGCCGAUCGUUUCCGGAACAAAUAUUCAAAGAUGGCCUCGCAUCGUAUACAUAACGUAAGAUUUUACAAUCUAGAAUCAAAGUCGGUGACCUGUUUGUCUUAUGAAUCAAAAACGAAGAAAUUAGCACUCGCAAGGAAUAACAACUCUAUAGAAGUUUGGAAUGUGGAGAACGCCCCAUUUGUUGAGUGCACCAUAGCUGGUCAUGCCGAAAACUCGGUGGAAAGUAUACUCUGGAUUGAUUCCAGACUGUUUUCGACAGGUCUUCAUGGUGCGGUAGUCGAAUACGACUUACAAACGCUGAGUAUCAAGCACGAAGUCAUGGUGAUAGGAGGAGCAGCUUGGUGCAUGGAUGUGAAUCAAACGAAAACUCGCCUGGCUGUUGGCACGGAGGAUGGAUAUAUCAAUACUUUUACCGUGCAUAAAGAUAAACUGAUUUUUGAGAGAAUAUUUGAUAAACAGAAAGGUAGAAUAAUGUGUAUUAAGUGGGAUAACACAGGUGAAAUGGUUUAUACAGGUUCCACAGACACCAUUAGGGUCUGGAGUGCCAUGUCUGGACAUGCGAUACAUAAAAUGACAACUUGUAGAAGUAAUAUUAAGAAAGACACGAUAGUUUGGUGCCUCGCAGUUACCGACGACAAUAUAAUAAUAUCUGGUGACUCUCAGGGUUUCUUGUGCUUCUGGGAUCCUCAAAUGGGAGUCCUAAUAGAGUCUCACGAAAGUCAUACGGCUGAUAUAUUAGCUGUUACUUUGUCGCAUGACAUGAACGUGGUAUAUUGCACGGGCGUAGACCCAGUUGUGAGAAGCUUCUGCAAAAUCACAUUAAAAUCAAGCGGAAGGCCUCAGUGGGUAAAAGGAAUCGAGAGGAGGUUACACGUUCACGAUGUCAGAGCGCUUGUAGAAGCUAAUGGGAAACUCUAUUCAGCCGGGGUAGAUGGAUACCUCGCUGUGUCGAGUUACCCACCAAAAAAUCUCGUAAAGUAUCCUCCGCUACUCCAACCACCCUGUGCCACAAUUUGUCGAAAAUCUCGAUGUAUCUUGUUACGAUAUACAAACUAUCUGGAGCUGUGGAGGCUUGGUUCAGCCACUAAGGAACCUCCGGAAUUAGUACGCUCCUCCAUGCUGCAUCAAUUAGAUGAAGAACCUAUGAAACUGCUGCAGUUACAAACAAAGGGUGAUGAGAGCAUCAUCUCUUACGCCGUUAACAAGGACUCCAAAACAAUCGUGUACUCAACGGACACUCACGUUAGAGUUUUCAACUUUGACGUGAUGGAAGGAGAUGCUCAGCUAUCUAGAAACGAUACCGAUCUAUCAAUGAAGCGAAUACAGAAGAUGCUAUUCAGUCCAAAUGGCAAGUUAUUCAUCGCCAUUAACAACGACGGCAGCGAGAGUACCAUAACAGUGUUCAAAGUAGACAAGAAGAGCUUAAGUCUGAUCGGAUCGUUUCAGACGACGAAGGAGUCUAUUAAAAAUGUCAGUCUUGUGUGCUUCUCUCCGGAUAGCAAGUAUCUCGUAUGCACGGACCGGCAACGUGGAGUCGCCGUGUACUUUAUCGGCGACGGCAUAACGGCGGAAUCGCUUAAAGCAUGGCAAUUGCCUAAGUACAGUUGCCCAGCGACGGCGAUAGCCGUGCAGAAAAGUACGCUCAAUUUGGUCAUAGCAUAUUCCGAUCAUAAGAUCGUUGAAUACAAUAUUCCUACGAACAACUACACCGAGUUUUCUAAUAAUCUACAAAGUCGGUUGUCAAAGCAAUGGUUAGCACGUCCAUUCCCGAUAACAAACAUCAUGUUCGAUUCGCACAACAAGGAUAUCAUAAUCAUGCAGGACGAUUCGAGCGUGUAUAUCAUCAAUAAAAGUAGCGAAUUAUCAGAAAAAGAAAUAAAGAUUCCUAAGCGAGAGAAUGGAGAAAGUGCAGAAGAUAGCAAUUCAAUUUCCAGCUCACAGUCUCAACAUAUGUUUCAAGUUGUCAAAAAAUACAAGCAUCUCGUUUACUUAAAUUGGUUGAACGACGAAGAGUUGGUUGCGAUUGAAGUGAAUCCUACUUCACUGUUGGAGAAAUUACCUCCCACACUAAAACAAAAAUUCUUUGGCAUGUAAAUAUUGUAUAUAUGAAAUAAUAACAAUAAUAACAAUAAUAAAUUUAUAUCCUAUUUCUACAUUAAAAUUUGUGACUUAUG